AUUAGUUAUAAUUACAAGAGCUGUAUGUAUCCACCUGAAGAUAGCAGACAACUCCUUCAACUCUCUCUCUCUCCCUUAAAGUCAAAUCAAAACAUCUGUCGUACGGACUCUCUCUCCUUCAACUCGUCAUUUCUCCCUCUGUUUCGGACCAAUAACGAUUUCCCAGCUGCGAAUUUUCAAAAGGGAACCGUCUGUCGGAUCUCACAAUUCCCGCCUAUUUUACCGGCUGACUCUGUGUCCUUUUUCUGACCGCCGGACUCUUUUUCUUUAUCUCUCUGCUUUCUCUUGUCUCUGCCUCUGUCUCUCUCUCUCUCUACGACGUAUCUCCGCCGCCGAUUUCACGGUCCUGCGCAUGCUGAGGUUUUUGAUUUCCGAUUUCCGGUUUUGGGUUUUUUUCUUGGACACGGAAGAUGAUCUGGGUCUUCUCUCUUCUUCGAAUUCUGAGAUACAGUGAUCGAUUUUCUUGACGAUUUUCUCGGCUCCCAAACAGGCCAUUUCGUGUCUCGGCGAGUUUUUGAUGCCAUCGACCGAGAAUAGGAGUGGACGAAGAUCAGGAUCUUUAUCUUCGCUUCCGAUUCUAAAACCCUAAGAUUUCAGACGCAGAAUCGAACAAUCUGUUUCUCUUUUAUUUUCCUUUUCCUCCGACGACAAUGCCCUUGAAGCAGGUCGCGCGGCAGAUGCCGGUGCUCAUCCGUACGACGGAAACAUCAUCGCACAACCGGAGACGGCCGCUCCACCAAUGGAGCCAGUCCUUGCCGACACCGAGGGCUUCGUCGUGCAGCGGAGCCACGGCGGCGGAGUUCUGCGGUGGAACGACGGCGAGUUGCGCCGCCGUGUGGUGCUGCUGUCCCUGCGGACUAGGGAAGCUCCUCCUCCUCGCCGUCUACAAAGUCCCCGCCGGUCUCUGUCGCCGAGCCCUCCGCCACCGCCGCCGGAAACGCCUCGUGAAGAGUGGGCUUCUUCCUCCGCCGCCGGAUAACCGCAGCCGCCGACGCAACCGGUUCGGGAGGUCGGAGUUCGCGGUCCAUCCGUUGGAGAGCAGGGACGUAUCCGACGAGGAGGAGGAAGAUUUGUUGGAGCUGAAGGUAUUCGGGAAGUCGACAAUGGCGGCGAUACUGGCGGCGGAGGAGGAGGAAGAUGCGGCGGUGAUGGCGUUGGAGAAGGAGAUGUGGGAAAGAUUUUACGGCGCCGGAUUCUGGCGAAGUCCGUCGCAACGGGAAACUGUGUCGCCGUCACCGACAAUGUCGAAAUCCGUCGCCGUGAGGCAAUGAUUGCGAAAUGUAAAGACAAAA
Messenger RNA from Tarenaya hassleriana, 1292 nucleotides. RefSeq lists its product as uncharacterized. Lineage: Eukaryota; Viridiplantae; Streptophyta; Magnoliopsida; Brassicales; Cleomaceae. The coding region runs from base 651 to 1271 and encodes 206 amino acids. The record is from RefSeq and is a predicted model, not a curated record. The transcript is spliced from 2 exons.